This is a messenger RNA of Penaeus chinensis, 1298 nucleotides long. RefSeq lists its product as uncharacterized. The transcript is spliced from 7 exons. The record is from RefSeq and is a predicted model, not a curated record. The coding region runs from base 352 to 933 and encodes 193 amino acids. NCBI's taxonomy places the organism in Eukaryota, Metazoa, Arthropoda, Malacostraca, Decapoda, Penaeidae.
GGGGGGCGGGGGGGUUUCCCGUCGAGAACCGUAACGAUAUUUGAGGAAGGACGACGUAGAAAGUACGACGGGAAAAGUACCGGGGAAGCUUAAGGUCCUAUUGCUACAAGGUCCACACAGUCACCCUUGCUUGGUGUACGAUAACACACGCAGCACAUGGAGCGAGGAAUGGUUGGUUAUCCAAAGGGGCCGAAGGCAGCGCCGGGACUGGGCAGUGAAGGCGCUUGGACUGCGGAGUGAAAAAGGCGCAAGAGAGGCUUGAGCACACAAACCUGAGUCAGCGAUACGCGAACGAAGCCCACAGUAACCAGAGCUCAACUCUUGUUUUAGGAAUACGAGACACACUGAAGAAUGUUAGAUGAACAAUACUUUACUCUGAAGAGUUGCUGGUGUUACAGUCUGAGAGAAGGAUGUCUAGCCAUUAGUAUCUCCCGACUGGUAAUCAGUCUCCUGAACUUACCAAGACCAUGCAUCGCUCUCUCCCAAUUCGUCAGCGAUUCCAUCAACCAACAAGACAGCAUUUAUAAAGACAAAUUCUUCAUAUGCAUCGUUUUAAUCCUAAUAGCUGCGGCUAAUGUCAUCGGCAGUAUCAUCCUAAUUGCCGGCGUCCUAAAGCGGCACCGAAGCAUGAUGAAGACGUGGGUGUACUUCGUCGUCCUCUUCGUGGCCGCACACGUUUACAACAUGUUUAAGAAUCAGGGUCCUCGCAACGGCGUUCAAUUCCUCCUGUCUGCGAUAGACAUUGUUUUCGCCUUUUAUUGCAUGUCCGUGAUACGCUGCUAUUAUCUAUCGGUGGAGGUUAGUGUGGGUCUCGAAGCCCAUUCUCCUCCCCGUUCGGACACCGCUGUCGAUGAAGAGAUGUUGCAAACUGCUGCAGAACAGGAAACUGCAAUGUCAGACCAAAGAUUGUGGAAUGCAGCUUUUAGUGCUUGAACUUGAACUCCAUUGUUAGUACCAUAAAAAUCAAUGACAUUAUCAGUAUUAUUAUUGUUGCUGCUAUUAUUAUUUUCAUCACCGUCAAUACUGUAUCAUUCUCACCGAGAGCUACAUACAUUUUUUCAUGCAAUGUUUUAGUACCCAUUUAAUUUCCUUUCAUUCAUUUAUACAUUUUUCAUCCUGUUCUUUUCACGCACUGAAAUGUUGAAGAGUUCAAACGUGGUGUUACAGUUACAAACCUCUUUGAUAUACUUUCCUAUGCCGUGAACAGUGUUUUGUUGAAUCAUUUAGUUUGAUUUAACUUCCGCAUUUCUAGUCAUAGAUAUAUUUUGUAUAAGUAUUUGAAUAAAGAUAUAUAAGAU